Molecule: messenger RNA, 1649 nt
Organism: Dermatophagoides pteronyssinus (European house dust mite)
Lineage: Eukaryota; Metazoa; Arthropoda; Arachnida; Sarcoptiformes; Pyroglyphidae
Product: serine/threonine-protein kinase Chk1-like
Biological process (GO): intracellular signal transduction; protein phosphorylation
Cellular component (GO): cytoplasm
Molecular function (GO): ATP binding; protein serine/threonine kinase activity
Source: RefSeq, a predicted model, not a curated record
UGUUUUGUUUGUUUGUUUUGUUCACUGAAUUUCAAAUUUUUUUUGAAAAAAAAAAUUGAUUUUUCAUCAAAAAUUUUCAACCAAAAAACCAAAAUAAACAUGGCAACCGAAUUUGUUAAAGGUUGGAUUCUACUCGAUACAUUGGGUGAAGGUCGUUUUGGCGAGGUUAAAUUAUUAAUGAAUAAAGAUAGCCGGGAUAUGGUUGCUGUAAAAGUAUUAACAAUAAAAAAUUCUGAACAAGAUAAACAAAUACGUAAAGAAAUUUGUAUACAUAAAAAUUUACGACAUGAAAAUAUUAUUAAUUUUUAUGGUCAACGUCGUGAUGAUGAAUCAAAAAUUGAAUAUAUUUUCUUGGAAUAUGCACAAAAUGGUGAACUAUUUGAACAUAUUGAACCUGAUUAUGGUAUGGAACGAAUAAAAGCGGCAAAAAUUUUCAUUCAAUUAUUAAACGGUGUUGAAUAUCUACAUCAACGUGGUAUUGUACAUCGUGAUUUAAAACCAGAAAAUCUUCUGCUUGAUAAAAAUAUGGUAUUGAAAAUUGCCGAUUUUGGUAUGGCAACAUUGUUUCGUCAUAAUGGGAAAGAACGUUUAUUAACACAAAUGUGUGGUUCAAUUCCGUAUAUUGCACCAGAAGUUCUUCGUAAUGAUCCACAUCAUGCUGAACCAUUAGAUAUAUGGAGUUGUGGUAUCAUAUUGGUAGCAAUAUUAACCGGUGAAUUACCUUGGUUAGAAGCAAUGGAAAAAAAUCAACAUUAUCGUCAAUGGAUUAAUAGCCAUUAUAAUUUACAUUUAAAUCCAUGGCAAAAAAUCGAUACAAUCGAUAUUGCAUUAUUGCGUACAAUUUUGGAACCAAAUCCCGCAAAACGUUCGAAUAUCGAACGAAUACGUUCACAUCGUUCUUAUUUAAAUUUAAAAAAUCUUAUUGAUAAUGAUAAAAAUUUGGUUCGUAAAUCAUCAUUUCCACAUAAACGUUCAUCAAAUGUCGAUAAUGGUGGUGGUGGUUUCGCAUCGCAACCACAACCAAAAUUAGCCGCAAGUCAAGCAGUAAUGAUGAUUGGUAAUUCAAAACGACGAACAAAUCAAACAAACGAUGAUGAUGAUGAUGAUUGUGAUCAAGAAAAUAUCAACGAUGAUUGCGGUGGUGGUUGGACAACAACAUCAUUUUCACAACCAAAUCGUAUACAAGAUAUGUUCCUGUCGACACAAACACAAAUGGAAUUAGGUUUUGGUGGUGGAAUAUCACAAGGUGGUAUUACACCACCCGAAAUGACAUUAUAUUUUCGUAUUGUACGUCGUAUGACUAGAUUUAUGUCGAUAAAAAAUUUCUCGCAAACAAUCAAAACAUUAGAACAAGCAUUCGAUGAUCUACGUUGGUCAUGGAAACAACAAACAAUUGGCCUGUAUAAAAUACAAAUUUUAUCCAAUCAACGUAAUCGUAUACCAUUAAUAUUUCGAUCAUCGGUUAAUGAUUUAUCAACCGGAAAAAUUCUUGUCGAUUUUCGCCUGGCUAAAGGUGAUGGUAUUGAAUUUAAACGACAAUUUUUAUUGAUAAAAAAUCUACUUAAACCAAUUAUACAAUCAUAUGGACAGAAUAUUCUUAAUGAUGAUGAUGAUGAUGAAAAUGAUAUUUUUUAAAGAAUUUUAUAAUU